AUAAUUGAAAAUCAUCGAUGCUGAUGCAUUCGAAUAAUUAUCAUCAACAACAACAACAAUUAAUAUUGACUACAACGACGUCGAACAUUUCAACGAGCCAUUUCGUUCAACGAAUCAAUGUAUCAGCAGCAGAUCAAUCGUCAAUUAAUUAUAAAUCACGAUACCAAAAUGAUUUCAAUUGCCGGCAUUCGAUUUUUUAUCGAAUUUUCUUCAAUUCUGGUCCUUGCUUUUCUGUGCAUUAUGCACGAAUUCACCGAUGUUACCUGGGCAAAACAAUUUCAUUUUGAUCAUUCUUCCGCCAAUCAAGCUGCUUCAUUCGAUGAUAUCGAACAUUCAUCAUCGACACUGAAUCAAGAUCAAGAUGAUGGUGGUAGUAGUAGUGGCCAAUUUCAUCAUAAUAAAAAUCAAGCUACAUAUGUUCGAUUCUCACCAGAAUCGCUAACUUUCGGCUAUCAUUCUAUUGGUAUGCCGAUCAUAAAAACGGUGCAUAUUCAUAAUGAUGAUGAUGAAAUUACAUUGCAAUUGAUCUCGAUAUCAGGCAACACUGAACAUUUUCAUUGUUCAUUUUUUGAGGAAAAAAUCCUCCCACCAAGAUCAAAUACUUCAUUUCAAGUGGUGUUCCUUGCCCGUCAAGAAGGUUUAGUCAAUAAUACUCUUUAUAUACAUUCAUCAGCCGGAUCAUUUCCGUAUCGUGUAUCAGCAUAUGGUGAACAUAGCCCGUUUCGUAUCAGGCCGUUGAUCGGUGCACGUGUUCCAUUGAAUUCAUCAUUUGCUUCGUUGAUCUAUAUUUAUAAUCCAUUUUCGACGCCUCUACAACUUACAGAAAUGUAUACCUCAGGUGGUGGAUUACAUUUAGAAUUACCCGAUGAUGAAUAUGAAGCGCCAAGUUCGUUGUGGAAUGUACCACCAUAUGAAACACGUCCAGUGAUGAAGGCGCAUUUAGUCGCUCGUAUUGUAUCAAAUCAUACAUCUUAUAUAAGGAUUCGUACAAGCCAACCCGAUAUACAAUUGAUGCUACCAGUCGAAGUUGAAGUGAGCAACUCACCCGGUCUCUAUUCGCCAUUAGAUACAUUGGAUUUUGGUGUACUAAGAGCCAAACAUGAUCCACCGAAAGCAUUGCCAAUACAGGUUAUAAAUGCCGCGCAAAAAUCCGUCUCUGUUCAGAGUAUUGUUGUAACACCCAUUUUCGAUGGUCUAAGUAUUGCUGAUUUCAGUGGUCCAAUCAAAGUUCCACCACAAUCAUCCAAUCCUUAUCAUGUGGCCAAAUUGAUACUUGAUCCCAGUCAAUUCUCCUGUAUAGGUUUAUGUUUAGGAAAAGUUUUGAUAAAAUCAAAAAACAAUCAAUAUAAAUUGACGAUUCCGUUUAUUGUUCGAGUUAUACAAGGAGAACUACAUUUCAAUGGUACACAAUCACAUUUCUUUAUGAAUUCAAGCUCAAACUAUCUUGAACAACGCGUAAUGAAUGUAGAAAAUCGUUUUGAUAAUCCAAUCAUUGUACAUGAUAUAAUAUUACCGGACGAGGCAAAACCAUAUUUUCGUUUGACCACUAAAGCCCCUUAUUCAUUGCCUAUAACGUUACCGGUCGGAAAAUCUUUCCCGUUAUUGCAGAUUGAAUUCACACCAUCACCUCAGCUUAGUCAUUUUUCAACUGUGUUUCGUUUAUUGACUAAUCUAAGCUAUUUUGAUUUGCCUUUGUAUGCUUAUCAAGGAAGAUUGGAGUUGUUUAUACCAAAUUCUUCAGACCAAAGUAAAUUAGAUAUGGGCCUGGUCGGAUUGAAUGAGCAAAAAACAUCAACAUUUGUGGUUGCAAAUCAUAAUCCAAUAGCAAUACGUUUGAUAUAUUGGCAAUGUAAUAUUACCGGAUUGAUAAUUGAAUUAGUCGGUACUAGUCAAGGUAAUAUAAGCGCCAUAAGUCAACGAAUCGAAUCAUCAUCAAUACCAAUGGAAUCAUCACCAUCGCCUCCUGCAUCGACAUCGACUCGUUCGUCCGAGUUUCGAUCACUUGAGCCGAACCAUUUUGCUGUAUUUCGUGUACAUGUUCAAAAACUUUCUAAUGAAGGCGUUCAUAAUGGAAUGAUUACAAUAAUAACUGCAUAUGAAAAAUUGACAGUGCCAUUAACAAUUAAAGUAUUAAAUGGAAAUCUAAUGGCUGAACCAGUGAUAUUGCCAAAAACAUUUCCCGGAAAGAUCGUAAAAUCAAUGUUAAACAUAAAAAGUAAUUAUAGUAGUACAAUAAAAAUCAAAGGAGCUUUCAUCGUACCCAAAGAUGAACGUUUCAAAAUCAAAUUAAUUGAUCAAUUGAUCAAACCUGGCCAUGACAAUCAGAUACAGAUACAAUUUGAUCCAUCCGCAGCAUGUUAUCAGAAAUUAUGUUAUACAGCAUUGGACGUAGAAAAAGAAGUUGGCCAUUUAUGGUUAUUGGGUUCAGGACUUUAUUCUGAUACUGCAUAUAUCGAUAAAGAGCUAUAUAAAUUAUUACGAAAUCAGUGGUUAUCAAUGACCGAAUUGGAUCGUAAACCAACGGUAAACGUUCGUCUACAGAUUGAUGGUUUUGGUUCAUUUGUAGCACCUAUUCAAGCACAUCAACAUUGGCCACGGUUAGCGAACAAAUUGGUCAUUCGUUUUCCAUCUAUUCGUGUCGGGCAAAAAGUGACUAAAGAACUUUUAAUUGAAAAUACCGCUGAUCGUGAAGUAUUGGUACAAGCAAUAAACGUCAUUGAUUAUCCAAAUUCAGAAAUCCUAUUACAACUUACAUCAAAUUCAAUAUUUCAUCAACAAUGGUCGAAAAGUGAUUUACAAGCAAUACAAUCGGCAAUUCGUAAUGGCCAUAAUCGAUCUGCAUUCUCUUUGCAUAACAAUACGAUUGCUUCCAAUUCACAAGUUCAACGUAUCACCGAAUGGUUAGGUGUAGAACCGAAUGCCAAUUCGUAUAUAAUGCUACUGCCAGCCGGUGUAAGACAUCGUUUAGCCGUAACAUUUAACCCACCUGAUGAGAAAAAUUAUACAUCAUUAUUGAUAUUGAGAAAUAAUCUGACUAUAAUUGAUGUUGUCAUGUUACGUGGUGAAGGUGGCCGUGGUUUACUUAAAAUUGGAAAAACAUUGCCCAAUACAUUAAAUUCACGAUUAGUGUUUGAUUUUCCUGAAAGAUCCUUGGAAAAACGAUGUCGUAAUCUGAUAUUGGCUAAAUCAGGUAUAGACUCUCCUCCAUCAUUAUCAUCAUCAUCGUUGUCAAGCAGUAAUAAUCAUAAACCAGUCAGUUACAAUACGUUAGUGAUGCGUGAACGUUUCAAAGCAGUCAAUAUUGGUCGUAUGGCUUUACAGAUCCGUAACUUUCUUAUCGAUGGCAUGCCUUGUGAAGGUCACGGUUUUCGUAUUAGCCGUUGUGAGCCAAUACUUUUGUCACCAAAUCAAACGGUUGAUAUUGAGAUUUUGUAUUCACCCGAUUUUACUCAGCAUACGAUAACACAUGAAUUAACCAUUAUGAUUGAUGAUGAUGAUUCAUUGGGUGCACAACGAUUCUUACUUGUAGCCAAUGUACCAUCAAAUUUGUUACAAUUAUGUUUAGAAGCAUUACCACGGCCAAUAUGGGAGCCACAUCUUUAUUAUAUUCUUGUCACAAUGGCUUUGUUCGUUCUAAUACUUUCGACUAUUGUGGCCAUAUUUGAUGGACAUCGAAUUGCAUUGAAUUAUUACAGUGCAAAAUAUGAAUUCUUAAACAACGAUCUAAGUACAACGAAAAAACAUGAUGGUAAUGAUGAUGGAAACAAUGGUGGUAAUGCUUACAAAUGUGAUAAUGAUUUGAGCAACCAUAAUAAUUCAUCAUCAGUAAUUGAAUCUGCAGGACAUAAAAUCUUAGCUAAUGGAUCUUCAAAUAUGGCAAUAGCUAAUGGAAAACAUAAUCAUCCGUAUUCUACAGUUGGAUCAUCAUCAAAUCAUAAUCAAUUAUCGAAUCAAAAAGUAAGAAAUCGUCGUGGUGCAAAACAACAACAGCCGAUACCUAAUGGUAAUCUACAUCAGCAUCGAAGAAGUCAAUCGAAAUCUACAACAUCUGAGCCAUCAACCACUAAACAACAACAGACAGAAACAACUUCGAAACACCACCAUUCCAACGGAUCCUUGGAUUUUGAUUACGAGUCCAUUACAACGGUAACAACAACACCUUCUACUAAUCAUCAUCAAAAUUCAUCUUCAUGGAGUCAUCUAGCACAGUCGGAUUUUUUAAGACAAGAUUCAUCAUCGUCCGAACAUAGUAACCGUUCUUCAGAUUCAUCUAGUUUUUUUGCGUCAUCAAUAUCAAAGCAGACGUCUUCAUUAUCUACACGUCUGAAUCAAACAGAUAAUAAAAAAUCUCAUUCAAAUGAUUCAUUGGAUGAAAUGGUGGCUACACCAACAACAAACACCGCAUCAAAUAAUAACUCUGGUAAUAAUUCACCCAAUGCUAGUCGUCAAGGAAAGAAAAGUAAACGAGAAUCAUCUACAUCAAAAUCAACAUACAAAUUACCAACAUCGAAAACAAUGGAUAAGACUCAAACAGAACAAUUUGCGAAAAAACCAACACCAACUGUAAGCAUGAAAAUCAAAAAUGUUGCUAAAAAUUUAGACAAUGGUAAAAAGGAAAAAUCUUCAUUUAAAUGUAAUUCUAUCUCUGAAUCAUUAAAAUCAUCGCAAGAAUCAUUGACAUCAACAAAAUUUGAACAAAUUGAAGCAACUAUCAAUCAGGAUUUUAUGCCCACAAAAACCAGAUCGGCAACAUUACCAUUCACACAAAAUGAUUCAAAUCAACAGCAAUCAAAACCUACUAGUGCAUUGAUGGCUAAUAGUGAUUCAUCAGUGUAUGUAUCCGAAUCUAAUCUAUCAUGGAAUCAAACAUCGGCCGUAUUUCAAUCGAAUUCGAAUGAAAAUGAAAAUCAUUUUGAUUCAUUUCGUACGGUAUCGCCAUUUAAAACUAAUGCUGAACAGAAUUAUUCAUUUUCUUAUAAAUCAAGUCAUAAUAAAGAGACAAAAUUUGAUGCAUUUCGUACAGCUAAAGAAUUCAAUCAUGCUACAGGUAAUUCUAAAUCCGGUUAUUUUGGUUACUAUGGAGUGAAUGACAAAAAUAACAAUGGCAAAGAUAUUUGGGAUUCACCUAUCACAAGCUUUGAUACCGAAUUGGCAAUGAACCAAUUGGUCAAACAAACUGAAGAAUUUGCUGCAAUCGAUGAAAAAGUUGCCGUUUCUAAUAAUAACCGAUCAUCAUUUAACGGUCAACGUCGUGGUGGUGGACAUUCAAAAUUUCAGACAACUUCACCAAUCACAGAUGAUAAAUGGGAAAUCGGUGAAUGGAGUAAUGAUCUUCUGGAACGUUGUUCACCAUCAUCCACCUCAUCGAAAGGAGGAACGUCUUCAUUGGGUGUUAACAAUGGAAGCAAUUAUGAAUCUUCAAUGGCACAGAUGAAAAAAUAUCCUCAUCAUCAUUCACGUUUUCCACAAUCGAUCAACUAUCAAGAAUAUCGUAAUAGUUUGAAUGAUAAAAAUCAUAGCUCAAAAAUAUAUGGAAAACAAUUAUUUAACAUGAAUGAUUCGAAUAUGACUCAUAUAAAUAGUAAAUCACUUCCGCAGACAACGGCAGUAGCAUCAGUUGGAAAUGGUUCAUAUGCAACACCAAGAACAAUAUCGCCAUCACAAUCGACAUCAAUAUCACCAACAGCACCGGCUGGCCAUAACAUAAAUUUGGCCAAUGUUCAAUCUAGUCUCUCUUUAAAUCCAAUGAAAACAACAUCAGCAGCCGUAGCACCACUACAAUCAUCAUCGAGCCCAAUCACCAGUCCUGGCAUUUCAACUACAACUUUUUCACCCGUUAUUGGACGACCUACCACCGCUCAACAGCAGCAGCAAUCAUCGAUUUUAUCGACGCAACGGAAUAAAUUACUUUCAUCUCCACCCACAGAUUCGAAUCAUUUUGCCAUGUUUAAUUCUUGUUUGGAAAAAUCAUUAAAUCAGAAAACACCAUUGUCAUUGUUAUCACCAUUUAAUUCGUCAUCGAAUUCGGCAAAAAAUUUGCUCGGUCAGUUGGAUUCACUUUUGGAACCAACAUCCAAAUCACAAUCGCUCGUGUAUGAACAACAACAGUCGGCUGUUUCAAAUGGUUUGUGUGUGGGUGGAAAGAUAGUUAACACUCCAUCUACAGUAAACGUCAAUUCUCUAUUACAAACGACCAGAUCAUCACCAUGGAAUUCGGAAUUCAAUCCAACUUUGGAUUCAUUGCUUACAUCUAAUAAUUCAACAUCAAAAGCAGUUGGCUCAGGAAUCACUGGAAUGUUCACCAAUCUUGCCGAUAAUCAUGGUCAUCAAGAUUCUGUAUGGCCAUCUACAGCAGCCGAAUCAACUUGGCCCUCAUCAAUAGCUUCUCCAUCGAACACAAAUAUUUUUUCCAACUUUUCCGAAUCAGUUAAACCAUCUGUGAACACAUUUAGCAGUGGUUUAUCACCAAUCGAAUCUUCAUCGGCAAAUCGAAUUAAUUGGUUGUCAGCGAAUUCGUCUUCAACAUCAGCAACGAAUAACUGCCACUCACACACUAUGAUUGGGUCAAAUAAUUCUACUCAAACAUCUUCCCAAUCUGGCGGAGUGUGGUCCGCAUUCGACACUCCAUUUCGUAAUUAUAUUCGAAAUCCUACAUUCAAUGCGAAUGAUAAUGUAGAUUUCAAUUCAUUGGUUCAACCUCCUACGACAAACCAUCAUCAUCCUACAACAAUGCAUCAAGAUCCUGUUGGCGUUUCAACAACACCGGUCGUUUCUUCAGCCGCCACUGUUUCCCCUCCUGCUGCAUUUGUUGAUAAUAAUCCACCAUCAUCUACCGUAUUUGAGUUAUUUGGUGGUAAAUCACCAUGGGCACCACUAAGCUCAUCACCACCGAAUUCGACUACCGCUAAUACGAAUGUUUCUGGUGUCGAUGCGACAACAAAUUUUUUAUCGCCUUCACCAACAUCUGCUGCUACAUCGGAAUUAUUGUUUGGUCGAUUAUCACAAAAUUCAUCACCAGUUUCAUCAUCAAAUGGCUCUACAACUUCGGCUAGUUCGAUUUCAAGUAAUAUGGAUACAGCAAAUUCUACUAAAUGAUUCAAAAAAAAAAUUAAAACAAAUACAUCGGAAAAAAAUGUUUUUUCGUUUAGUCUGAUGCUUUUUUGUCUUCGUUUAUUCUUUCUGAUUAAUUAAAA
Molecule: messenger RNA, 7193 nt
Organism: Dermatophagoides pteronyssinus (European house dust mite)
Lineage: Eukaryota; Metazoa; Arthropoda; Arachnida; Sarcoptiformes; Pyroglyphidae
Gene: Tmem131
Product: Transmembrane protein 131
Cellular component (GO): membrane
Source: RefSeq, a predicted model, not a curated record